GCGGCCAGGCGCAGAUAAUGGGUCUGGUACUCCAGAUUAAGUGGAAGGGUCCCAAACUCACACUUAGCUCGCUGCGUAGAAACGCCAUAGCCAGGAACUUCACUAGAGAGGCGCAACCUCAACCUGACGACGUUGUUAUCUGGGACGAGGAGUUUCACACGCUCUGCACCCUUUCUACCUACAAAGACAAUGCCUUUCACCCCUGGGAAAUCGCUUUCUCUCUCUUCAAUGGUUUGAAUCAAAGGUCAAAGACUAAGGUUCCCGUGGUCGGAAUUGCGACUUUGAAUCUGGCUGAAUUUGCAUAUGUGGUUGAUCAAAAGGAUUUUGAUUUAAACAUUCCUAUUACAGUUUCUGGUGGUGUUGCGGAGUCCUCUCCUUUACAUAGUGUAUGUUUAUCAUCCACGAUGUUUUAGUUGAUUUUGUCGAGAGACUGGUGGUUGUUUUCUUAAUCAACAUUGUGCCUUUGUGUUUGUUGUUUUUGUGUUCAUAAUGGUAGCUUUUGGUUGUUGCUUGUAGAUAUCGAUUAGUUUGGAA
Vigna umbellata (rice bean) is the source of this 534-nucleotide messenger RNA. NCBI's taxonomy places the organism in Eukaryota, Viridiplantae, Streptophyta, Magnoliopsida, Fabales, Fabaceae. The record is from RefSeq and is a predicted model, not a curated record.